AUGAUAUCGUUGGAUCGAAGUUUACCGGACUAUCGUUCCAAGGAGUGUCGCGAAAUCAAAUACGAUGAUAGCUUGCCACGGGCUUCUGUUAUCAUAAUUUUUACCGAUGAGGCCUGGUCACCACUGAUGCGCACGGUGCACUCAGUGGUCAAUCGGUCACCGCUUCAUCUUCUUCACGAAGUCAUCCUGUUGGAUGAUUUUAGCCAACGGGUUGCCAAAUUGCUCGGCCAUCUGGUGCUCGAUUGCUGA
Molecule: messenger RNA, 249 nt
Organism: Gongylonema pulchrum
Lineage: Eukaryota; Metazoa; Nematoda; Chromadorea; Rhabditida; Gongylonematidae
Source: the annotation of a GenBank genome assembly